This is a messenger RNA of Vitrella brassicaformis, 1656 nucleotides long. The record is from the annotation of a GenBank genome assembly. Lineage: Eukaryota; Vitrellaceae.
AUGCUGGCUUUGGGCGCCGAAGACAUUGAGGCUCGAUUCCUCCGGGGCACCAGCGAGGCCACCAAGGACCUGGCAGUGGGCGUCAUCGGCCGCACCCUCACCAGCCCACACGACGCGACCGCACUCAUUCGGCAGCAUGGAGCCGACCCCAAGAUCGCGCCUCGGCUGCGGGAGAAGGGCAGCAGGGAGGAACGCAGCAACAGUGAUGGGUUCGGCUACUCGCUCCUGAGUCUGGCCAUCGACAACAAGUCGGACAACACCGUCGGAGCCAUCUCAGCAGAUGGGGUGCUGACACGGAGUGUGGCCCUGCCCCAGUGGCCCGACGGGCUGCAGGAAGGCAUCCUCACCGCGCUCAUCGACGGAGGCGCUGACCCCACCGCACUCAAACCCCUUCAAGUGGCGAUCAGCUUUGCCAACGAGGCGGCCUUCGAUCUGCUCAUGGCGCGUCACGACCUAUCCGGAACUGACCUGCGCGGGUCGUGGUUGAUGGGGCUGCCCAGGCCGCUGUCUCCGAUCGCCGCCCACCAACGCCCCCCGCCCACCCACUUUCUGAAGGUGCUCAUGUCCAUGUAUCAGCGACUCAUCCAACGAGACCCCACCCUCGCCACCGCCACCGAACCUUUUCGCGAUGACGUACGCGAUGGCUUCAACCUCGUGCACAGAGCUGCCGAAGUUGCGAAGGGCCUCUAUCCCCAGUGGUUCAUGGACAGCUACCUGGACCUCAUCGUGGCGAACGGGGCCGACACGAUGGCAGAGACCCCCCGUCUCGGAGAGACGCCGCUGGACUUGGCGGCAGAAGAGGGCUCUCCAGAGGUGGCCGACUACCUCUGCCGCAAGCUGCCCGCUGACCAGAUCGACAGACGGGAGGCCCGCGACACACCCCUCGGCAAGGCUGCAUCGUGUCUCGAUUGGCGCACCCGGACGGUUCAGGACCCCUCCAUCCUCGAGUGCAUCAAGGAGAUUUACGAUGCCCCCAUUCCCAGAUACAAGAUGACCAUCCGUGCGCUGCUGCGGGCGGGGGCCGACAUCAACAGCAUCCACACCUCCUACGACACGGAGAGAGACCGCUAUUGCCGCCAGCUGGUGCUGAUCGAGCACGCGACAGUGCUCAACGAGCUGCCGGGUGCCGUCAUGUCGGCCGUCAACGCUGCACUCUCCCCCCAUCGCUCACUUGCGGCCCUCCUGACCCCCCGGCUGGCCGUCGGCCCCCACGAGGCGCCCAUCUUCGGCUGGCGGAUCGCAUCUUACCUCUUCGACAUGGCUGCCGCCCGGGAGGCCAUCAGUGAGGCGAUCGGUGUGCGGCACAGCGUCCUGGCCCGACGUGUGCGUGCGGCUGUCGAGCACUUCGUCCGUUCGGCAGUGCUCAGGGCCAUCAGCAACAGGGAGGUGGUGGGCCGCAAGGAGACUGUGGGCGGCGUGGUGGUGCGGGUGCCGCUGCAGUGCUUCGCCAUUGCCGAUGGGGCCGGCCGUCUGGGGCUGCGUGAGGUGGUGCACAAGGCGCGGCUGGACGAGGCGGCACUGCAUGGUGUGGAGGGCGUGGCCAAGGGCUUCAACGAGCACCUGGGCGAUGACGAGUGCCAAUUUGCGUGGCGGCAGCUGGGCUGGCGUGUCGAGGGCAGCAGUGGGGGGGAGCUACUAUCGCUGGGGAUCACCUGA